This is a messenger RNA of Ochotona curzoniae (black-lipped pika), 2561 nucleotides long. Its product is annotated as transducin-like enhancer protein 1. Gene Ontology annotation, molecular function: protein binding; transcription corepressor activity. Gene Ontology annotation, biological process: regulation of DNA-templated transcription; negative regulation of canonical Wnt signaling pathway. The transcript is spliced from 20 exons. Gene Ontology annotation, cellular component: nucleus; transcription regulator complex. Bases 164 to 2476 code for a protein of 770 amino acids. The record is from RefSeq and is a predicted model, not a curated record. NCBI's taxonomy places the organism in Eukaryota, Metazoa, Chordata, Mammalia, Lagomorpha, Ochotonidae.
CGCCCCGCCGAGCGCGCCUGCGUGCGUGGCCAGCGCCAGCCCGGCUCCUGGCCGGUUGAAUUUUUUUUUUUUUUUUUUUUUGUCUUCCUCGCCGGGAUUAAAGUUGGAAAUUGAGCGGAGAAUUGAGUUGCCCGGGAACAGAGCUGCGGCUGCCGCCAGAGCGAUGUUCCCGCAGAGCCGGCACCCGACGCCGCACCAGGCCGCAGGCCAACCCUUCAAAUUCACUAUCCCGGAGUCGCUGGACAGGAUCAAAGAGGAAUUCCAGUUCUUGCAGGCGCAGUACCACAGCCUGAAGCUGGAAUGUGAGAAACUGGCAAGCGAAAAGACGGAAAUGCAGCGGCACUACGUCAUGUAUUAUGAAAUGUCCUAUGGAUUAAACAUUGAAAUGCACAAGCAGACUGAAAUCGCGAAGAGGCUGAACACGAUCUGUGCACAAGUCAUCCCAUUUCUGUCUCAGGAACAUCAACAACAGGUGGCGCAGGCUGUCGAACGUGCCAAACAGGUGACCAUGGCAGAGUUGAAUGCCAUCAUCGGGCAGCAGCAGUUGCAAGCUCAGCAUCUUUCUCAUGGCCACGGGCCCCCAGUGCCUCUAACACCUCACCCUUCGGGACUGCAGCCUCCUGGAAUCCCGCCCCUCGGGGGCAGCGCCGGCCUCCUCGCGCUGUCGAGUGCUCUGAGUGGGCAGUCUCACUUGGCAAUCAAAGAUGACAAGAAGCACCACGAGGCAGAGCACCACAGAGACAGAGAGCCAGGCACAAGUAAUUCCCUCUUGGUCCCAGACAGUCUAAGAGGCUCAGAUAAACGCAGAAAUGGGCCUGAAUUUGCCAAUGACAUCAAAAAAAGGAAGGUGGAUGAUAAAGACUCCAGCCACUAUGACAGUGAUGGCGAUAAAAGUGAUGACAACUUAGUUGUGGAUGUGUCUAAUGAGGACCCUUCUUCUCCGCGAGCAAGUCCCGCCCACUCACCCCGGGAAAAUGGAAUCGACAAAAACCGCCUCCUGAAGAAAGAUGCCUCGAGCAGCCCGGCGUCCACGGCCUCCUCCGGAAGCUCCACUUCUUUGAAAUCCAAAGAAAUGAGCUUGCAUGAAAAAGCCAGCACGCCUGUUCUGAAAUCCAGCACGCCGACGCCACGGAGCGACAUGCCAACGCCGGGCACCAGUGCCACUCCAGGCCUCCGUCCAGGCCUCGGCAAGCCUCCAGCCAUGGAACCCCUCGUCAACCAAGCAGCAGCCGGUUUGAGGACACCGCUGGCAGUGCCCGGCCCAUAUCCUGCUCCCUUUGGAAUGGUGCCCCACGCGGGCAUGAAUGGCGAGCUGACCAGCCCUGGGGCAGCCUACGCCAGUUUGCACAAUAUGUCUCCACAAAUGAGUGCUGCUGCUGCUGCGGCCGCCGUGGUGGCGUACGGGCGGUCCCCCAUGGUUGGCUUUGAUCCACCUCCUCACAUGAGAGUUCCCAGCAUCCCUCCCAACCUGGCGGGGAUCCCCGGGGGGAAACCUGCCUACUCCUUCCACGUGACGGCGGACGGCCAGAUGCAGCCCGUGCCCUUCCCCCCCGACGCCCUCAUCGGCCCCGGGAUCCCCCGUCACGCUCGCCAGAUCAACACCCUGAACCACGGGGAGGUGGUGUGCGCCGUGACCAUCAGCAACCCCACGCGACACGUGUACACCGGCGGCAAGGGCUGUGUCAAGGUCUGGGACAUCAGCCACCCAGGCAACAAGAGUCCCGUGUCGCAGCUCGACUGUCUGAAUAGAGAUAAUUACAUCCGUUCCUGUAAAUUGCUCCCUGAUGGAUGCACCCUCAUAGUGGGAGGGGAGGCCAGCACUUUGUCCAUUUGGGACCUGGCAGCUCCCACCCCGCGCAUCAAGGCCGAGCUCACGUCCUCGGCCCCCGCCUGCUACGCACUGGCCAUCAGCCCCGAUUCCAAGGUCUGCUUCUCCUGCUGCAGCGACGGCAACAUCGCCGUGUGGGACCUGCACAACCAGACGCUCGUAAGGCAAUUCCAGGGCCACACGGAUGGAGCGAGCUGCAUCGACAUCUCCAACGACGGCACCAAGCUCUGGACGGGUGGCCUGGACAACACGGUCAGGUCCUGGGACCUGCGCGAGGGCAGGCAGCUGCAGCAGCACGACUUCACCUCGCAGAUCUUCUCCCUUGGGUACUGCCCGACGGGGGAGUGGCUGGCUGUGGGCAUGGAAAGCAGCAAUGUGGAAGUUCUGCAUGUGAACAAGCCCGACAAAUACCAGCUGCACCUCCACGAGAGCUGCGUGCUCUCCCUGAAAUUUGCUUACUGUGGUAAAUGGUUUGUGAGUACUGGGAAAGAUAACCUCCUGAAUGCGUGGCGGACCCCCUAUGGAGCCAGUAUAUUCCAGUCCAAAGAGUCCUCAUCGGUGCUUAGCUGUGACAUCUCUGUGGAUGACAAGUACAUCGUCACCGGCUCAGGGGACAAGAAGGCGACCGUUUAUGAGGUCAUCUACUGAAAACAUGCGGUUUCACAUUGAUAGUUGAAUUGGGCCAAAAUGUUUUGAACUUGUAGAAAUAGAGAAGUUGUAACUCUGAGGAGUU